UGCGUCCUGCGCUGCGAGCUUUGAUAAGUUAAAUGUGUUUUUUGUGCAAGACUGAUUAAACUAAUGCAGACUAGAACAAACAUCUGAAUGAAUAAAGUGUCUGUGCGUCUAUGAGCUGUCCCAUGCUGUUUCUGCUAGGUUUUCUGUAUUAGGCACAGUGCAGUACAACAGAGCUCAAAGUGUUUACGUGGACGCCUUUGGGGCUGUUUGGGGGGGAAAGAAGGGGGUAAGUUCCCUAAAUCCAGGGAAAAUACACUGAACUCUUUCAUAUGAAAAUGCACUGAUGACUUGUCACCACUAGGACACUGCGCUCCCGGGCGAUCUGCGCAAAAAUGAUGAGUCUGACAUCUUUUGAACGCGUCGUCUUUAAAGUGUCUGUGAUUAGUGACAUAAAUAAUGUAACGUCUUCUGGAAGUGGGUCAGCAGAGUGUCUGCAUAGUCACCAAAUUGCUGGGAUGAUUGUCAUCUUUACAAUAUUUCUAAGAAGAAGAGUGGAUCAAAACACACACACACACACACACACACACACACACACACACACACACACACACAUAUUAUACAUACAUAUAUACAAACCCUGCACACACACUAAAUUAUAUAUAACUGUUAUAUAUAUAUUAAUUAUCCUCUCAUUUGAUCUUUAAUACCUUACACAUACAUAAAUUAUUUGUUGUACAUAAAUCAUAAAUGAUGUUUCUCCAUCCUCUAAGUUAACAAGAUGUGGACUGUACAAAUAAUAAUUUUUAAGUGCCUAUUCUCGUGUUGUUGAGUCAGUUGGAGGCCAAGUCAAAUCUCACAUCUUAAAUAAAUUGAUACAGUGACAUUGUAUUUACAUUACAGAAAUUCUGCAUGCAAAAUCUGGAUCAACUAGUAAUAAAUCACCAGGCAUGUAUUAAUAUUCUGGUGUUGUGCUCUCCCUCAGACUUUGACACACUGCUACAUAGCUGUAUCUUCCUCUGCCAGAAUGAUUUUUAUUUUUCAUCUUCGGUUAGCAUGGGGUCUGGAUCGGAUUUUUGGAAAUAUGACACUGAUGUUUUGAUAUUUUUUACAUCUUAGAGGGAAAAAACUUGGAGUUCAGAGCUGGAGGCUCUUUCCACAUUUCCAUUGCCAGAUAUGGUUGCUUGAUGCCUGAUGUGUAUGUAGCCUCAUGCCACAUAUUCAGCUAAAUCACAAGCUCUUUUUAGGUGCUUGUAGCAUUUUUAAUCUGGUUUAUGUUUGCAUCAGGCCAGUUGGCUUGUAGGGGACUCUUUCUGGAGUGUUCUGUGUAUAUUAGCACACAAAGUACACUUUGCUUUCAGAAAACAUUGUUUAUAUCCCAGCAGAAGCAGAAUAAAUCCCCUCAAACCUUGGUUUCUCUGUCCAAGAUUUUUUUUUUUUGUUUAGUGAAUUAAUUUUAAAAAAGCAAAGAGUCUUGCUCGGACUCGCUCAGACAUGUGAAUUUCCUGUGCUGCUGGAAACAGAUUUCAAGAAGCUGCAGAGAUGUGCGUGUUGCGGUGGUAGAACCGAUUGCUAAAUGACCAGUUCAUCUUCACUUCGGGGACCGUUAGAGUUAAAGUGCUGGAAUUGGGAUUCAGAAAAAUGUUGACUGUGUGAGCUUGUGGCUCAUGUCAUUGGGUUUUAGGUUGUGGUUGCGGUCCAGACGUCAAUUUGUAAAUGCACUGGAGGUCCAAUUUACGAGUUCAACAGAUCGUCAGACUCGCAUACUGGCUUUAUUUGCAUGUGUAAAGUAAACGGCGGUAAAAUAAAUGAUGCUUUACAACAUUUUGGCGAAAGACCUCAAAUGCUGUACGUUGUUUAUUCACAAAGACUGGGUGGUUGUUUGUGUUUUAUGGCCCUGUGAGCACAAACACAGACUCACGCUGGUUAAAACAUGAACACAUGUUUCAAGAUUAAGACUGUCCUGACCUGAGAACUAGUUUCAGUGAGUUGCAUGUGCUUUUAUGUAGUUGUGAAAUACCCACAUACUCAAAUGUAAAUUAUUCAAACUGUCUGAACUAACUGUUUUGACUAAUAUGAUAAACCAGUAGCUCUAAUUUACAAAAGCGAACUAGCUUGUUGCAUUAUAAGAGAAAACGAUAAGUUGUGACUUUAUGUAAACAUUAUGUAAACAAUCGAAAUAGAAAAGGGAUGUUUAUGAAGACAAACUCUGAUCUGGAUGUUUGCGAAGGAACUGAUAUUGUGUAAAGCCUGUACUUGACUCUCAGACCGUACUUAUGUUGGAUUUGUGAAUCUAUGAGGCUGGAACUGUUGCAGACACUGAACACAGGGAGCCCGAGGGAUCUUACUUUCUGAUGACUAAUGACUGCAGAACGUCCAUCCAAGAGUGAGCCGGUUUUAUGCUAAACAUAGUUGUGAAGAAUCCUUUCCAGGACUGGAGUAAAACAGAAGGUGCAGCAGAAGCUAUAUGGUUUAGUUACCGUACAGUUUUCUUAAGUGGAAACUCCCUAUUUGUAAGUGUGUGUAGGAGAGAGAGAGAGAGGAACUGAGCCAAGUCAGUGAGUAUUCUGCGUUACACAACGUUCUGCUGAGCUUAACAGAAUGGAACAGGAAAACUCAUCUGCCAAAUGGAGCAAACACACACACAUGAUCCCUGUGGAGUGUUUUCCAUGAUAGAAGUUGGAAAACUGUGGUCCUGUCAUGAUUCGCCUUUAGCUCUGCAUUUACAUUGUGUGUGUGUGUGUGUGUGUGUGUGUGUGUGCUGAGUCUCUUGAGUUCUUGUUACUGCAUCAGAGGGAGCUUUGAUCUAACUUGCUGUGUGAUCUGCCAUCCCCACACUUACACACACACAAGAGACAAAAGAACAGAACUAGAGGGAAUAAAAAAGCGAAUCAGCAUCAAUUUAUAUGCACUGAAUGCAGGCUCUUGUUUUUUGUGUUUGAUCCCAGUCUAAGAGAGCGAUCUGUGGGUAAUGGAGUUUUCCGUGUUUUUUGAAGCUGGCCUUGUUUUAAGUUUCUGGAUCACUUACUUUCGGAUUGCAGUAAGUACAAGUCACAGAAUUAGAUGGAAUAGAACACCAAAACCUAUUUCUUUUGGAAAACAUUCAUGGUUUUUUUCUCUGCAGCAUGAUUGAUGGAAGUCGAAAUUACACGUUGACUGUCGUAAAAUAACUUCUGUCAUGACAUUCAAAGUAAAUAAAGAAUGUAAAAUUAGCUGCUACUAGUCUGACCUCUGAACGAAGCCACGGCAACAUUUAUUCCAUCUAUUCCUUCCAUGCAAAGCAUGUUAUCCUAAUAUAGUAUUAUAUGUUAUUUUACGUGGCUGCCAUUUUCACUGCAUCUCUCUGUGACACACUGUAAUUCAUUACAUUACCUGCAGGGGUCAUUGUUGGAUUUCAUGCCAUGCUAUAAAUGCAACAAACCCAGAUUUCAGAUGUUAGCGAUGUAAGCCUCAGAGUAAAAAAUAAAAUAAUAUUAAUGCAAAUAUAAUUGCAAGAAGGUUUGGAAAAGGAAAUAAAUUCACAUUUAUGAAGUUAAAAAGGUCAAGAUAAGUGAAAUAUUAAGCUACAAAAUGAUAAAUAAAUACAAAUAGGGAACGGUAAGAUUAAAGGAAAUAUUUACUGAACAAAAAAACAUUAUUUAACACGUCUCUAUUUGAAACGUAAUUUAUUCCUGUGAUGGAAAUCUGAAUUUUUAGCAGCCGUUCUCAGUGUCACAUAAUUCUUCACAAAUGAUUAUGCUGAUUUGGUUGUUCAGAUAAUAUUUCGUUGUAUUAUCGGUCCUGAAAACAGUCCUCUUGAACAGACUUUUGACAGAUUUUUGUUCUGAGGUUUACACAUGUUAACAGACUGAACUUAAAAACAGUGCAAGGUAUUACAACAAAAAACAAACUGCGGUUUGCUUUGUUCUAAUACAUCCACGCGCGAUAGCACAGCUGAAUCUGAAAUUCUGCGGUAAUGCCAACUCUUUCUCGCUUUUGCUGUCCUAAACUGUUUUGCAGGCUCUGGAUACUGGCCAUACACUGAUGAUGAAGAUGUGAGAUACACAGGUGAUCGCACGCAAGGACAUAUCACAUGAAACGCACACACUGAUCUCAAAACCCCAUUACGCACAACUCAAACCCAUCUUCGCUCAGUAAAACACUUUUAGCACAUUAUAACACAUGAGCGCUGCCGUCAGAGCACAUAGAUUCACGACACAGAGGACACUACAUGUCUGACUGCCUGCUUAGGCCUCAGGCCUCUGACUGCUUCCUCUUCUUCCGCGGCUGUGCUACUUUAUCUGUGUUCAUGUUUCUCCAUGCAUGUCUGGAUGAUGCCAGUUGUCAAGGUAGGUUCAUGAGAACGUGUGUUAUGUGUGCUUUGUUAUGUUUUUCUUCGCUGUAUUUGCGUACGUGCGUGAUAAGGCGUCUCUUUCUAGGCGUUCCGUGGUGUGCUCCAGUGAAAGUCAAACACGGUCACAUCAGCUGCCAGACACCACGUGGAGAACGUUAUAAGAAUGUUCUGGGAACCCGCUGCAAGAUCCGCUGUAAGACAGGCUACGAGAUGCACGGCAGCAGCGAGAUCCUCUGUAUGGCCAGCAAACAGUGGUCUGGAAACUACGCUUGCAGAGAGGUCCGCUGCCCUAAACUGGCCAUGCCGUCUAACGGAGGUUAUAAGUGUUCAGACGGAUCGUACUUCAACUCCCGCUGCCAGUUCUUCUGCUCACCGGGGUACACGCUUCGAGGAGGCCACAGCGCCACCUGCCAAAGCAGCAGAACGUGGAGCGGUGCUAACAGCGUGUGCGUAGAUGUGGAUCCCCCCGUUAUUAAGUGCCCUAAUAUAAAGGAGAAGACCGCAGAACCGGGAAAACUCACCGCCAAAGUGACGUGGGACACACCAGAGGGCAAAGACACGGCAGACGGCAUCCUGACAGACGUUAUACUGAAAGGAAAGCCCUCAGGCUCACAGUUUUCAGAAGGAAAUCACAAAUUAUCAUAUACCGUGUUUGACCGAGCCGAGAACAAGGCGUCCUGCCGGUUCAACGUUCGAGUGAGAGUGCGCCGCUGUACUCCUCUCUCCGUCCCUGACAAUGGCUGGAUGAAAUGCGACAGUGCCGGUGAUAAUUACGGGGCCACAUGUGAAUUUCGCUGUCUGGGCGGCUACGACCUGAGGGGCAGCGCUGCCAGAGUCUGCCAGUUUAACAUGGAGUGGUCUGGCCUGGAGACUUCCUGUGCUCCCAUGAAUAUUAAUGUUGGUGUGCGAUCCGCUGCUGUAUUACUGGACCAGUUCUAUGAGAAACGCCGCGUUCUGAUCAUCUCUGCCCCCUCAGCUGCCAAUCACUACUACAGAUUCCAGAUGACUAAUUUACAGCAUGCCCAGUGCGGUCUGGACUUGAGACAUGUGACAGUGAUCGAGCUGGUGGGCGUUUAUCCAGCUCAGAUUGGCCGCAUUAGACACAGACUCAUCCCUCCAGGACUAGCUCUACAACUCAGGUUGCAGCUGCAGCUGUCUCAGAACUCAUUUAACAUGGUGCUGCUGGACAAACAGGGAGUGGACAAACAGCGCUACACUUUCCCCAUCACAGCAGCGGAGAUCUUUACCACCAUCGACACAUUUCCCCUCCGCACCGAGGAGGCCAUUCUACAGAAAGAGGCCGGACAUAGCUGCUAGAUGUAUAUAUAUAUACACACACAUUUACACAUCUGUUUCUACUGGUUAUAAAGCUACCAGCCUACGAGAGAGAGUCUGGAUAGAGCUGCUACAUCUUGACACAUAUUGAAAACAUACACACACAUCUCUAAAAAUGAGUCUCUGUUGUUCGUCUUUUUUACGAUGCUCUACUCUAUUUUAUUUGUCUGGUGUUUCUAUUUAUAUCGGAGCGGAUGGUCUACUUUUUCCUGAGAAAUACUGUCAAAGCAAUAUUAAUGCAAUAAAGGCCUGUUUGAUGAUUGAUAUGA
Molecule: messenger RNA, 5874 nt
Organism: Puntigrus tetrazona (Sumatra barb)
Lineage: Eukaryota; Metazoa; Chordata; Actinopteri; Cypriniformes; Cyprinidae
Gene: srpx
Product: sushi-repeat containing protein X-linked
Exons: 8
Coding region: 4148-5587 (479 amino acids)
Source: RefSeq, a predicted model, not a curated record